Messenger RNA from Temnothorax curvispinosus, 568 nucleotides. RefSeq lists its product as uncharacterized. Gene Ontology annotation, molecular function: protein binding. The annotation marks the transcript as partial. NCBI's taxonomy places the organism in Eukaryota, Metazoa, Arthropoda, Insecta, Hymenoptera, Formicidae. The transcript is spliced from 5 exons. The record is from RefSeq and is a predicted model, not a curated record.
AUGGAAGAGAAAGUUAUAAAGUGGCUCGAAGAAGAGGACCUGGCUGACCUCACGCAGAUGUUUAUAAGUCAAAAAAUAAAUAGCAUGAAAAGGUUAUUAGCAUUAAAUGAGGAAUUAAUAAAAGAAUUAAUUCCUCAAAUAGGAUUGCGAGCAGGUUUCCUUUCUAGUUGGAAAAAUCUAGUAGCUGAUGUAUGUAAUAUUCAAGGAGAGAUUUCUAAGAAAACUGAUACACAAUUAACCACGGAAAACAUACCAGUGCUUGAUAUAUUGAUACCUCAAGAAAUAUCUCAAGAUAUACCUCAAGAAAUACAGGAUCAAGCAAUACCUAGAUCAAUAUUACCUGAAGAGUCUACAGUGGACCUGUUUACUGAGCAUAAAGAUUCAGAAAGAAUAUCCCCAUCUUUACCAUCCGUUUCGAAUUUUACUUCUGCAGUUCAAGGAAAUAAAAGAAAACGAACUGAGGAGAGUUCUCAACCCCAGUGCAGCCGACAUUUUCGAUCUUUUAAAGCGUGUGAAGAAUUGACAGUUUUGGAUUUUGAAGAACUUCUUAAAAACUAUUCCUUAAAAA